Boleophthalmus pectinirostris (great blue-spotted mudskipper) is the source of this 4517-nucleotide messenger RNA. Its product is annotated as integrin alpha-L-like. NCBI's taxonomy places the organism in Eukaryota, Metazoa, Chordata, Actinopteri, Gobiiformes, Gobiidae. Gene Ontology annotation, biological process: cell adhesion mediated by integrin; cell-cell adhesion; integrin-mediated signaling pathway. Gene Ontology annotation, cellular component: external side of plasma membrane; integrin complex. Gene Ontology annotation, molecular function: integrin binding. The record is from RefSeq and is a predicted model, not a curated record.
GCUGGCGACGUGUUUUCAGUGAGAGCAUCUUAUGAGAAAAUGUCACACCACCUGUAAUAAAAACGCCCAAGAACACAGGAAACGCGAGCCACACGAUAAAAGCGGGUACAGAUGAGGACAGCUGGCUCCAAUAUGCAUCAAAAACGCAAAAUCCUCCUUCUUCUAUACAUGUGUGCAACAGCAGUCUCCUUGGCCUUUAACAUUGAUUUGAGGGACCCUGAAGUUUACAAUGGAAGUGCAAAUGAUUUCUUUGGAUUCAAAGUGCUACAAGUUGGGUCCAAGAGCAGCAAAGGAAUCAUAGUAACUGCUCCUCUGUAUAAGAAUGGAUCUGGUGGAGUUUAUCUCCAAAAGCAAAACCGCAUCCCUCUUCAGUUCACAGCAAAAGCUGUCACUGUCAGAGAGGAAGAAAUCCCUGUUAAGCACUUAGGGUUGUCAGUAGCAAAGGAUCUUAUACAAAAUCAACUAACUGUUUGCAGUCCCAAUAUUGUUACUAGGUGUAAUGAAAACUCCUACAUGAAUAGUGUGUGCUACAAUCUGACUGAACAACUACUGGAACAGUCAGUCUUUAAACCUGCUUUUCAAGCUUGCACCAAAAAGACAGUGGACCUUGCUUUUCUGUUUGAUGGAUCAUUAAGUAUGACAGCAGAAGAGUUUGAAACAAAUAAGGUUUUCAUUGAGGAUAUCAUGUCGAACCUUAAAAACACUUCUAUAAAGUUUGCAGCAGUGCAGUUUUCAUCUACAGUACAGACAGUUUUUACUUUUAAUGACUACACAAACGGUACAGCCAGCAGUAAACUCAAGAAAGAACCACAAUUAAGAGAGCUCACCAACACGUACAGAGCAUUGAAUUUUGUUCUAACAAACCAUUUAAACAAUACUUCAAAUGGAGGAUCUUCUGAUGCAACCAAAGUGCUGGUUUUAAUCACAGAUGGUAAUCCAAGUGACUCGGACACAAUCCAUAAAUCUAUCAUGAAGUAUGACUCAAUGAACAUAAUUCGAUUUGUCAUUGGGGUGAAAGAUGUGAAUUUGGAAAAAUUGAGAGUUAUUGCUUCAGAGCCCAAGGACAAUAACACAUUUCACAUUGAAAACUACAGCGGGCUGACAGGCGUGCUGGAAAACUUCCAGAAGAAGAUCUUUCAAACUGAAGGCACAACAGCAGCUCUGGCCGGAGACUUGAGAGAGGAAAUGUCUCAGACUGGACUCAGUGCUGUCUAUGGCAAAGACGCUCUGCUCUUGGGCUCGGUGGGCUCACGGACAUGGAGAGGGUCUCUUCAUGAACUCCGAGGGGAAACUGAGACUCAGAUUCAGGAUUCAGAGCAGGAGGAAGACUCUUACAUGGGUUACUCUGUGUCAGUGGGGGAAAAAAACAAGACUGCCCUGUAUUUCACUGGUGCUCCAAGAUACAAGCACAUGGGACAAGUUGUGCUUUUUAUAUCCACAAGUGGCAAGUGGACUCCUGCUCAAAGGAUCAGCGGAGAGCAGCAUGGCUCGUACUUUGGUGCAGAGGUGUGCUCCGUGGAUGUGGACUCUGAUGGAAACACUGACUUCCUGUUUGUGGGAGCUCCUCUGUUUUACCAGACGCAUCAGGCUGCUGAGGGCAAGAUCUACAUCUACAGACUGACUGAUGAGUUGAAGCUGGUAAAACUAUCUGACAUCACUGCACAUGUCAUGGGGCGGUUUGGCACGACUAUCGCCAGUGUGGCUGAUGUGAACGGGGAUGGACUCCGAGACGCUGCUGUCGGGGCCCCACUGGAAAACCAGAACAGAGGAGCAGUGUAUCUGUACCUCGGGGACAGGAGCAGUGGCAUACGGAGCACACACAGCCAGAGGAUCCUGGGGGAGAAUGUGAAUUCUAGACUGCAGUUCUUUGGUCAGUCCAUAGAUGGCAGCAAUGAUGUUGGGAAUGAUGGUCUGCCUGAUAUUGUUGUUGGUUCUCGUGGAUCUGCAGUCGUUUUAAAAUCCAAGCCAGUGUUCAACGUUACGACUCGUUUUACAUUUGAACCUCAUGAAAUCAAUAUUGAUAAAAUCAAAUGCCCAAGUAAAAGUGAUGACUUUAUACCUCUGGUCACUUUGACAAUCUGCUUUGAAAUGGUCGAGGCAACAAAGAGCUCUGCAGGAGCUGUGAAACCUGGAAUGAACGUUUCCUAUUCUCUUCAUGUCGACCCAAUGAGACAAACAUUUAGAGGUUUUUUUAAUUCAACUACAAAAAGGAGAAAUCUAACUGAAACUUAUGAACUGAGAGAUAGAGAAACCUGCUUCAACCGCUCUGUUUACAUGCCGAAAUGUAUAACUGACACAUUGUCACCAAUCAAAAUUAACAUGAACUUUUCACAAGUGGAGAGUGGAAAAGCAGAUGUCACCCUCAACACUGACAGUGAUAUGGAAGCAUCUGUGGAGGUUCCCUUUGAAAAAAGAUGUCGCAAUUACACCUGCAUAGCUGAAAUUGAAGUGGAUUUUGACUUUAUGACUCCAUCUUUACUGGUGGCAGAUCAUAACUACUUCAAUAUGAGCGUGACUUUGUUCAAUCGCGGUGAAGACUCCUACAACACCAGUCUCACUAUACACCACCCUCCAGGACUGUCCUUCUCCAGGAUGACUCUGGCUCUGGAUUCAAAGUCCAAACCACUUUACAGUUGUCUUGACUCUGAAGAUAAUACAGACUGUUAUGUCAGUCUUCCUGUUUAUCGCAGUCAAUCACAGGCCAAGUUCAUGACUCUUUUCCAUGUAAUAAGAGACUACGAGUGGAAGGAGUCCUUAACAGUGAAUAUCACAGGACACAGUGAUAAUCAAAACUCAAGUAAAGGCUCUAUGGUCAAAGUGAUCCCAGUUCAAUUUGAAAUUAAAAUGAUGCUUUUAGUGGGAGAAGACAGCAUCACUUAUAUGAAUUUUACCACUGAGGAUCCUGCCCCAAGAAGACUGGUUACCAAAUAUAAAGUAGAUAAUUACGGGUGGAUGCAUUUUCCUGUGAAUGUGACUUUCGUUUUUCCCACAAAACUUGAACACAAAUUUGAAAUGAACAAUUAUCAAGUCCUGCCCGAGCAGAAUAUAACUCACUGCAGAGAAAGUGACCGGAACGCUUCAUCAUCUCAAAAUGUUAAAUACUGCACCCCAGAGCGAGAAUGCAAGUACAUAGUUUGUGACCCUUUUCUAUUGACCAAUGAAUCUGUGGAGUUUGAAUUGUCUGGAGAAGUGCAGUUUAAAGAUCUCAGUCAAGAUAAUGUACCUUUCCUGAAGCGAUACACUGGUGAUGGUAACCGGAUUGUGUUUGAAAGUUUUUUAUUUGUUGCUUAUGACACAAAGAAAUAUUCACUGGACUCUUACAAUCAAAAGAGAAAAAGGGAGAGUCCAGAUGACAACAGCUCCUGGGAGGAUGUUGGGCCAUCAGUGAAAUCGAGUGAGGUCCUUAUUGAGUUGAUGGUUUUGCCUGACAAAAUGCUCAUCAUUGUGACUGGAGCUGGUGGGGUGUUUCUAUUAAUUCUCAUCACAGUCAUCAUGUUUAAGUUGGGAUGCUUUAAGAGGAAAAUGCACGACAUGGUCCAAGAAGAGGAUGACGCUGAGGAGGCAGAAGUUACAAAUGGAAUGGCCAAUCAUUCAUCCGACAAAGACGACAAAGAAGACAAACUUGAAGAAGACAAGACUGAAGAAGAUGAACCUGAAGAUGAGCCUGAACAAAAGGUGCUUUUGGAAAAACAGGAGAUGUCCUCGAUCCCAACUGAUGUGAACAACUGAUGUGUAGAGACUUGAGGGGAGUGUGACAAACAACUUGGGAAGAAAAUCAAUUUUGUACAUGCUUUUGCCUCAAACAAGGUUACGACAGCAAUUCGAGUGUCAACAAAGCUGACCACUGCAGUGCAAAGUUCUGAAUAAUAAAAAAAAAAAAAUGUGUAGAAAUAUAAUAUCCAAAUCCUAUGGUACGAUAUUUCUUGCAAUAUUUUGGAGAGUUUAAAAAGAUGGCAGUAAUUAUAGCAUCAAAGAUUUGUCAAAGCAUGUUGUCUGCACUGAAAUGGAGUAAAUCAUGGUCUAUGCAGUUAAUUUAGUUUUUUGUUUACUUGCUUACUUACUUUACUUUUAUUUUUGCCUGACUUGACGAGAAGAUAUUGUUACAUCCUUUCUGCCUUACCUGAAGUUUGUUAAUGUUAUUAUGCAUGACUUUUCUUAUUACUGUCGUUAUAUUUUAUUAUAUAUUAUUAUUCAUUGUUUUAUACACUUUUUAUAUAACUUAUUCAAUUCAAUGAGGGCCAGGGGUACUCCCGUUAACCCAUUAACAAUAAAAGCAGGUAAAAACUGGCCCCUUUAGUGGAUUUAUGAAUUGUUAUUAAUUAGUUUUAAGUUGUAAUGUAUUGUAUAUUCUUUACAGUUUAGAUUUUAUUUGAAAACAUUUAAUGGAUCAUUUAAUGGAUGCAUUUUGAUAAAUGUCUAUGUUGAGACAAAGUUCGAACAUAGUUUUAAGUAUUAAAACCCUUUGUUGGCUGGUGUAACUGUACAAGUUUAAUGCAAAAUAAAGUGGAUACAAUUUA